This is a messenger RNA of Agrilus planipennis (emerald ash borer), 1718 nucleotides long. RefSeq names its product myrosinase 1-like. The transcript is spliced from 7 exons. Bases 152 to 1663 code for a protein of 503 amino acids. Lineage: Eukaryota; Metazoa; Arthropoda; Insecta; Coleoptera; Buprestidae. The record is from RefSeq and is a predicted model, not a curated record. Gene Ontology annotation, biological process: carbohydrate metabolic process. Gene Ontology annotation, molecular function: beta-glucosidase activity.
UGCUACAAGUCAAUUGUAUGGUAAUAAUACGCAAGUGGAAACGGAAACGAAGAUAUUUUAAACUGAUUAUUUAUUAAUAACAGUUUUACUCAGUUCCAAAUUAAUUACGUUUUGGGACAAUUGUUUCGUACAGUUCAGUUAAUAAGUAGUAAUGAAAUUUUUAACACUUUUUAUUUUUUUAAUAACUCUCUUCAAUUGUGACUGUGAAGUUUUAAAUUUACCCGCACAUUUGAAAAUAGGGGUUGCUACUUCUUCAUAUCAGAUCGAAGGAGGAUGGGAUGCAAACGGAAAAGGUGAAAGUAUUUGGGACCGUUAUACGCACAUAAAGCCCAGUCUGAUUAUCGACAAUUCGACUGGUGACGUCGCCUGCGAUUCCUACAACAAAUGGAGAACGGACAUCGAAAUGGUGAAGCAUUUAGGUGUCGACUUCUAUCGAUUUUCUCUCUCCUGGCCUAGGAUACUUCCUUCAGGAUUUAGUAACACGAUUAACCCAGACGGUGUUCGCUACUAUAAUGAUAUUAUAAACGAAUUAAUAAAGAACAGAAUCGAGCCUUUAGUCACCCUUUAUCAUUGGGAUUUGCCGCAACCGCUCCAAGAUAUUGGCGGAUUUCCUAAUCCUAUAUUAGCUGACUAUUUUCAGGAUUAUGCCAAGGUUGCUUUUGAGUUGUUUGGAGACCGCGUGAAAAGAUGGAUUACAUUCAACGAGCCACCGUCUAUAUGUGUUGAAAGUUUCGAAGAUGCAAACACCACUGCGGCUAAAGCGCCGGGUUUUCAAUCACAUGGUAUUGGAUGUUAUCUAUGCGGAAAGACGUUGUUGAUGGCACAUGCAAAAACAUACCAUUUAUAUGAUAAAAUGUUCCGACCCCAACAGGAAGGUAAAAUAGGAAUUUCAGUUAAUUCGCCUUGGUACGAACCACAAACAGAUUCCAUAGACGAUAAAAUAGCUGCUGAAAGGGCCAUCCAAAUGAACUACGGUUGGUGGGUCCACCCCAUUUUAUCGACAACGGGAGGCUAUCCCCCUUUAAUGCAGGAAAGGAUUGAUGCGUUAAGUAAAGCUCAGAAUUUUUCCCGUUCACGAUUGCCUCCUUUAAGCGAAAAGGAAAAAAGGAUCAUAAAAGGAACUGCCGAUUUCCUGGGACUCAAUCAUUACAGUAGCACAUACGUGACGUCAGGCAUUACACCACCCAAAAAUCCUCCGUCCUUUAAGGAAGACGUUGGAGUCAAUAUACGUUAUGGAGGAAGUGCUACAGGAUUCAGAAAAUUACUAAAUUGGAUUAAGGAGAUGUACAAAAAUCCGUUAAUUUACGUUACAGAAAAUGGGGUCGCAGAUAAGGGGAGUGCUCUAAAUGACACUAACCGAAUUACAUUUUUAAGGAAUUAUAUGGUACAAUUGUUGAAAGCUAUAGAAGAUGGGGUCAAUGUCGAAAGGUAUACAAUAUGGAGCCUCAUGGACAAUAUGGAAUGGAGUCUUGGCUACACAAUAAAAAUGGGACUGUAUCAUGUCGAUUUUUCUGACCCUGGAAGAACACGUACAGCGAAAUCGUCCGUUGAAUUUGUAAGAAAUAUCACGAAAAACCGAAGAAUUGUGUACGAGAAUGAAAAUGUAGAAAAUGAAAACAAUAGGGACAAUUUAUUUACAUUUCCUAUACACUUAGUUCAAUAAAAUUAGUUGUGCAAUUGUAUAACUUAUGUAGAAUCACUUUUGAAUAGACCAUAAA